Messenger RNA from Acromyrmex echinatior (Panamanian leafcutter ant), 1193 nucleotides. RefSeq lists its product as uncharacterized. The record is from RefSeq and is a predicted model, not a curated record. Gene Ontology annotation, cellular component: BLOC-1 complex. Lineage: Eukaryota; Metazoa; Arthropoda; Insecta; Hymenoptera; Formicidae.
AAAAAUAAAAGAUCGUGUUGUCUUAAAUCAUGUGUAUUGUUUUCUUAUUGAGACAGUAAAAAAUAACAAUUUACAAAUUGUUGUUAUGAAAAUUUGAUUACAGACAUCAUAUUUCCUAAAAAAUGGAUUUAAAAGCUGUAGUUGUUUCUGGAGAAGCUCCAGAGUCUGACGAUGAUGCAUCAAACAUUGUCACUGGCCUAGGAUUCCCUACAAUGCGAACACCAUCUACAUACUGCGGUACCAUUAUCUCAGGCGAAGCUCCAGAAUCUGAUGAUGAUUUAACAAGUUUGAGUAGUAUUAGCGGAGCGGUAGAUGCCAUGGCAUGUCCUCCUUAUACAGAUUUUAAAAUACCAAGAUCUAAAAAAAGUUCUAUCAAGUAUAAUAGUUUACUUCAUAAAAAGUUAUACGAAUGCAAUGAAACCUUGGAUAGAGACAUUCUGCAAAUGACCGAGGGCGCAAUCACAACCAGCGUACAAGAAUUGUCAGCUGUUAACCGACAACUGCUGAGAAGUGAAUUGGUGUUACAAGAGGCUGUGUGUCAAUUACGCAAUGCAUCUGGUCGGGUAAAGGAUGCCUCCGACACUCUACAUCAACUCAUAGACGACAACUUCUUGCAUUCCGUUAAAAUUUAACUUUUAUUAAACUUAUUAAGUGCAUUUCUAUUCUUAAGAUAUACAUGUAGCAAUGAGUAACAGGUAUGUGCUUACAAAGGACGUCAAACAACUGUCCGGUACCGAUUUGAUUUUCCAUAUUUUUUUCCAUUUUUUAAUACGUGCGUCAACUCAAAAAAAUCAUAUUUCGAGCCGAAUACCGUCGGAGUAUAAAAGAUGGAAAAAAAUGUUUCAAACAAAAAAGUUGUGAAAAAAAUUAAUUUUUUUUUCUUCACAGCAUUGAAGUACUCUUGAAACUGUAUUUUUGUUAAAAAAAUCUUUUAUACUUCCGAUAUUCGGUUCGAAAUAGAAAUACCGUUUUUUUUUUCAAAGGAGUGUUUCACCCCUUAAACUUAAAUGAGUUAGCAUAUGUAUAAAAACCAAUGUAUCUCUUAGAUUUUUGCGUUUAACAACAUACUUCACGGAGAAUCAAAUCGGUACCGGACAGUUGUGUGACGUCCUUUGUUAGUAUAUAAUGUCAUGGUACCAUGCAUUAGAUGCCGGUGUUAAAAAAAAAUGCGCUUUCCUCUUUGAGAUCUGGGA